Annulohypoxylon maeteangense is the source of this 1473-nucleotide messenger RNA. Its product is annotated as MFS general substrate transporter. Gene Ontology annotation, molecular function: transmembrane transporter activity. Gene Ontology annotation, cellular component: fungal-type vacuole membrane. The transcript has 2 exons. The coding region runs from base 119 to 1318 and encodes 399 amino acids. Lineage: Eukaryota; Fungi; Ascomycota; Sordariomycetes; Xylariales; Hypoxylaceae. Gene Ontology annotation, biological process: transmembrane transport. The record is from RefSeq and is a predicted model, not a curated record.
CGAGUCGGCAACAUCUAAUCGAAAAUCGAUAAUAAUCGUCGCAUCGUCAUUUACGCUCAUAUUCACCUGCUGCGGCCUUAAUUUCGCCUUCGGCGUGUUUCAAGAGCUGUACGAUGCCAUGUCACAGAAGCCCGGAACGCCUUUCACGGGUGCCACGCCGGCACUGAUCGAUCUUAUCGGCACAAUCUCCAUCUCGCUGAUGACAAUCGGUGCACCAUUUGUCGUAGCUUGGGCUAAGCACUUCUCACCGCGCUGGGUGUCUUUCAUUGGAGGCUUCAUUUUCGGGCUUUCCUUGAUUUUGGCCAGCUUUGGGACCGCACUUUGGCACUUUGUGCUCACUCAAGGCCUGCUUCUCGGACUAGGCACCUCGAUGCCGUAUAUGGUCGCCGUGACCGUUGCCCCGGGAUGGUUUACGACGCACCGGGGCCUAGCAAUGGGGAUAAUUCUAGCCGGGACAGGCGUCGGAGGUGUGGUUUGGGCUCCGGUAAUCAAAGCGAUGAUCGACUCCCUUGGCUUUCGAAACGCUCUUCGCGUAUCCGGGGUCAUAUCGUUCGUCAUGGUAUCAUUAUCCAGCGCAACCAUGGCCUGGGAGCCGCAGACCCUCGCUCGCAUCAAUGCCGAGAACGCCUCUAGGGCCGGCCAUCUUCGAGGUAUCCUGCAGGUGCCCCUAAUUGACUGGCGCGUGGCGAAGACACGCAAGUUCGCCGCUCAGGGGCUCGGUGCCGUCUUCCAAGCCGCAGCGUACUAUACGCCUGUGUUCUUCUUCGCUUCGUACGCUUCAACCCUUGGAUACAGCGCCACAGCCGGAGCGAACUUUAUCGCGCUGAGUAACGCGUGCAAUGCCAUCGGCAAGGUCGUCAUCGGUUAUUUCGCGGACCGCCUAGGACGUCUCAACACGCUUUUCUUGACUACGUUCAUCAGCGCAGCCAUCACGAUUGGUUUCUGGGUUCCGUCGACAGUAUACGGGUCCACGGACAACUCGCGCGGCUUAUUCAUCAGCUUUGCUGUCUUUUACGGUCUAUUCGCCAGCGCGUAUGUCUCAUUGUUCCCGGCUAGUCUCAUCGAGAUUUUCGGAAUGCAAAACUUUGCUUCUGUCAAUGGAGUGCUGUAUAUGGUUCGCGGAAUGGCAACUCUAGUUGGUACGCCGGUCGCUGGCGCCUUGAUCCAUAGCGGCACGGGUGUUUUGCCACACGGUUAUGUUAAUAUGGCCGUGUUGGUGAGCGUGCUGCUUUUCGCUGCUAGUGUUGCCGUGUUUUGGAUUAGGCUUGAAGCAAUGGUUGGACCAAGUGGAAAAAUGAGUUUGAAAUGGAGGAUGUGAUAACUAGGUAUACAUCUUUAAAUAGAUUGUUGGCACUAUAAAGUGACAUAACUCGUCAUCUAAUAAAAUACUUUAUAUGUGGCAUAACAAGCUGUCUAACGUAAUAGUUGUUGGAUUUUUAAAAUAUAAAGAAAGCCAAGCUUGGGAGAAUCAUG